GGAGAUAAUGUGUCUUUCCACAAUAUACAUUUUAGUAGCUUUCCUGGCAGAGUGCAAUAACUCGAAGAUCUUCACUUCUAUAUUGAUUGCCUGGUGCAUCAAGGUUUAUACUUUUUUCUUUUUUUUAAAAAAAAAUUCCAUUUUUCUAAAUUCCUUUUUCCACGACGGUCUAGGUUUCAUUUGCUGUCUGUCUCCUUUUUUUUCCAAUUCCCACAUCACAAAUCAAACAACAAUCUCAAAGUAAUCCACGAUGAACAUGGAAAUGGAAAUGGAUGCACCUCUCCUCCGCUCCUCAACUUCAACCUCUACAGACACCAACUCUACGAGUUCCUCCACAAGUACUACUCCUACCCACCGCAGCUUCAAUUUCAGCCGGAGCAGACCCCUCUCCAUAUCAAAUUCGUACACUUCAUCCCACACCCUCUCAUCUCAUACCUUUACACCUCCCCGUUCCAACCCCCCAAGCACCCUCUCACGCACACGAUCUCUCUGCGCGAAAUUCAGCACCGAAGUGCAAUUUAUGAAAAUGAAGUUGUCCACGCGGGGAAAGAAGGAGAAGGGGAAAGGGAAGGGGAGAUGGGUUAGGGUUGAAGGGGAGGGGGAGAGUGAGAGGAGAGUCGAGAUGGUGUGGAGGAGGUUGGAUGGGGGUCAGGGUAUGAUUCCUUAUGGAGGGGUGGGGAGGGAGAGAUUGGAAUGAAUGGCUCUUUUGAGAGGAUUUUGGGAAGAAAGACCAGUGAUGUGAUGUCAUCGGAAUGACGGGAACGAGAAACUAAAUUCCCACGAUCUGAGACGAUCGAAGAUAUAAAGACGCUGUGUGAGAGAAGGGGAAAGGUUGCUGUAAUAGAUUUAGAUUGGACAGCAAUCAGCGAUGGAAGUCCCCCCUUCGGUAAUCAUGGAUUCUCUGAAUGUAUCCGAGGCUCGGAAAUGAUGGACGCAACGAUGUCCAUUAUUACUAGGGAAGAAACGAUGUUAGUAUCAUUGCCGUUAGAUUCUCUGGAGAGAAAUCUGCGGGGCAAGAAUUCCAACAGUAUCCCAAUUGGAUGUAACGGCACAGAGCUGUUUGUGUAGAAGAAGAAGAACCCCAGUAGAAGGAAGGUGGAACUAUUGAGCUAGUCUCGAGGCGCGGUAUGGACGAGAGACGCGGCGAACUCUUUAUUUGCGAUGACGAAGCAUCAGAAGAACAAUUGAAUUCAAAUUUGCUAUA
Messenger RNA from Botrytis cinerea B05.10, 1204 nucleotides. RefSeq lists its product as hypothetical. Lineage: Eukaryota; Fungi; Ascomycota; Leotiomycetes; Helotiales; Sclerotiniaceae. The coding region runs from base 251 to 697 and encodes 148 amino acids. The transcript has a single exon. The record is from RefSeq and is a predicted model, not a curated record.